CACACGUACUCACUGUAGACACACUCAAGAUUGUAGACUUUUUCCUAAACCACAGCAAAGUAAAUUGGUUCUGUUGGAAAAAGAAAGAUUAAAAGAACUAGAUUGGAGGCAAAGUUUACAGACGAAGAGAGCUAUUAAAUUCGUGGAUACCCGAUAGAUACCUGAGAAUUAUGGAUACGCACAAACCAGGAUUACGACACAGUCAAAUUAGUGAAGAAAUUAUAGAACAGGUUGAGCGCCAAUUAGCAGAACCUCCAUCGUUAUGGCUGAACUUGACAGGCGCUCAAAUUCUUGAAGAAGAAGGCCAAGAUACCAAAGACAUAGUUUUACCAAAUAAUCGCUCUCAAGUUACGCACAUUGCUGUCGAUAUUGGUGGCUCAUUGGCAAAGAUUCUUUACUACGUUCGCGACACGACAUCACCGAGUUCGUCAAGUUCGGAGAUUAACGAAAAAGAAACUGAUCAUGGAGGAAGGCUAUCAUUUGCAAAGUUUGAGACUUCUAAAAUUGACGAUUGCAUAAAUCUUAUGAGACAACUAAUUCAAGAUCACGCACGAGAAUCGAGACGAAAGCCAGUUACGGUUAUGGCAACAGGAGGAGGUGCAUACAAGUUUUAUGAUCGAAUGUCGAAAGAAUUGAACGUGGAAGUGAUUCGAGAAGAUGAAAUGGAGUGCUUAAUUACAGGACUAGACUACUUGGUAUCAUGCAUUCCUGGAGAGGUAUUUAUGUUAAACCCCGAGACGUGUGAGAUGACGUUUCAAGAACAAUUCCACGACGGAAAAUAUCCACAUAUGCUUGUGAAUAUUGGAUCUGGUGUGAGUAUUCUGAAGGUAACGGGACCCUCGAAAUUUGAGCGUAUUGGGGGAUCAUCACUGGGAGGGGGAACGCUUUGGGGGUUACUAUCGUUGCUAACGCAUGCAUCGUCAUUUGAUGAAAUGUUGGAGCUAUCGAAGAAAGGAGACAAUGCAGCGGUAGAUAUGUUGGUAGGAGACAUUUACGGUGAAAAUAUUGGCUAUGAACGGAUUGGAUUGAAAGAUAGUACCAUUGCGAGUUCGUUUGGUAAAGUAUUUCGAGAAAACAAAAAACUGGACGAAUUUUUACCGGAAGACAUUGCCAGAUCGCUGUUAUUAGCGAUUAGUAACAAUAUUGGCCAGAUUGCGUAUUUGCAUGCGCAAAAGCAUAAUGUCAAAAAUAUCUACUUUGGAGGCAGUUUCAUCCGCAACCAUGUACAAACGAUGCAUACACUUACGUACGCCAUUCAAUUUUGGAGCAAUCAGACAAUGAAUGCAUACUUUUUGAGACAUGAAGGUUAUUUAGGGGUGUUUGGAGCUUUUCUGAAAUAUGCAAGAACAGAAAAUAAUGUUCCCGUACCUCCCAUCUCUUAAUUUCCUUUCUCUUGCUCUAAUUCUUUCACUUAAUCUGUAUUAUGUUUGUGACUAGUUUUUUUUUUCUUUUUCUUACAUCGAUACAGAAAUUUGGUUGUCAUGUUUUCGCUCAAGGAAACAAGAAAACGAGAAACAGGAAGCUAGAUUUCAUAGAAUACCUUGGUUGGAUCGAUAGUAAUGUUGUUGUUGAUAAUGUUGACGGGUUUCACGAUGAAUAAAACAAACGAAUUCUAUUUCAGUAAGGGCUACUUGGGGUUUACAGGAUCCUUGUAAGCUACGUGGUUAUUCUCAAUGUCAUUUCAUUUUCAUACUCAUUUUAUUUUCGCUCUAAUUUCUUUUCUUUUUCCAACAAAACCAAAACACUUGAGCACAAUUCCUUUCCAAACUUUUCCCUCUGCUACUGCUACUACUACUACUACUACUACUACUGCUUGUUGUCCUGUGCAAGAGCUCUGUAUUUAUUUAGCAAACCUCGCUUUCACAAACGAUAUUCUUAAAACCCGACAAAAAAUUUCCCUAACAUUAUAUAUAAUCCUAUUUAUUUGUUAAAAUUAUAUCGUUUGUUUACAACGGUUUCUUACCCGUGUCCUCAUCUCACCCUUUCCCUCUCCCUCUCCCUCUCCCUCUCUCUCACACUCUUCCUCUUCCCCAUUGACAUAGGUAUAGCUUCAAUUCAUCUCUCAUUGACAAAUACAAGCAUC
This is a messenger RNA of Schizosaccharomyces octosporus yFS286, 2083 nucleotides long. Its product is annotated as fumble family pantothenate kinase. NCBI's taxonomy places the organism in Eukaryota, Fungi, Ascomycota, Schizosaccharomycetes, Schizosaccharomycetales, Schizosaccharomycetaceae. The coding region runs from base 171 to 1382 and encodes 403 amino acids. Gene Ontology annotation, molecular function: pantothenate kinase activity; ATP binding. Gene Ontology annotation, biological process: coenzyme A biosynthetic process. The record is from RefSeq and is a predicted model, not a curated record. The transcript is spliced from 3 exons. Gene Ontology annotation, cellular component: nucleus; cytosol.